GCUAUCCAUGUCUUUAUCAGAAUUUCUCAUAUUUUUCAUCCAUCUCUCUAUGAUUGAUCUAUUUACAGGUAUGCUGUCCCAUCAGCUCAAACAGCACGUCAUUGAUGGAGAGAAGACCAUCAUCCAAAACCCAACGGACCAGCAGAAAAAGGACCAUGAGAAGGCUGAGUUUGAGGUGCAUGAGGUCUACGCAGUGGAUGUGCUCAUUAGCUCUGGAGAAGGAAAGGCCAGAGACGGAGGUCAAAGAACAACCGUUUACAAACGAGACCCCAACAAGGUGUACGGUCUGAAGAUGAAGACAUCUCGAACGUUCCUCAGUGAGGUGGAUAGACGCUUCAAUACGAUGCCUUUCACUUUGAGGUAAUGCAUAUUAAUUAUGC
This is a messenger RNA of Cynoglossus semilaevis (tongue sole), 380 nucleotides long. RefSeq names its product proliferation-associated protein 2G4-like. Bases 8 to 364 code for a protein of 118 amino acids. The record is from RefSeq and is a predicted model, not a curated record. Lineage: Eukaryota; Metazoa; Chordata; Actinopteri; Pleuronectiformes; Cynoglossidae. The transcript has 3 exons.